UCAGGUCUUUCUGGCCCAUGUGACUCCAACAACCCAUACGGUUUGAUAAAAAGGAUAUUUAGUCUCAGCCCUCGAAGAUCUCAUACACGAUGACCGUUAAGAACGGCGACAUCGUCAAGGACGAUGUGAACUCGCGAUCGCAGUACAAAACGAAUAUCGUCCUGAGCAGCCAGAUAGAGGAUUCAGAACGAGAUCGAAAGAGCUUUGAUCCCAACAAAUCAAAAAAGAAGUCGAAGCAUGACGAGGCGGAAGCGAGCGAUGAGGAGGAUGGCUUCAAGUACGAGGAGGAAGUGAAGCAGGUUAGCUACUUCCAGCUCUUCCGGUAUGCCACCAACAAGGAUCGCGGGCUCUAUGUGAUCGGUUUACUCUCUGCCGUGGCCACUGGCCUUACCACUCCCGCCAACAGUUUGAUCUUCGGCAAUCUGGCCAAUGACAUGAUCGACUUGGGCGGAAUGGCGGCGGGGGGAAAGACCUAUCGAGCUGACGACGAUGCCGGUACUUUGCUCCUGGACAAAGUGCGAGAGUUCUCCCUGCAGAACACGUACAUCGGCAUUAUCAUGCUGGUGUGUUCCUAUCUCUCGAUCACCUGCUUCAACUAUGCGGCCCACUCCCAGAUCCUGACCAUACGCUCAAAGUUCUUCCGUUCGAUUCUACAUCAAGACAUGAAGUGGUACGACUUCAACCAGAGUGGUGAAGUGGCCAGCCGAAUGAAUGAGGAUCUGUCCAAGAUGGAGGAUGGCCUGGCUGAGAAAGUAGUGAUGUUUAUCCAUUACUUUGUUUCCUUCGUGGGAUCACUGGUCCUGGCCUUUGUCAAGGGCUGGCAGCUAUCGUUGGUGUGUCUGACCAGUCUGCCGCUGACCUUCAUCGCCAUGGGUCUGGUGUCCGUGGCCACGUCCCGUCUGGCCAAGAAGGAGGUGACCAUGUACGCCGGCGCCGCCGUGGUGGCCGAAGGAGCUCUCUCCGGCAUUCGCACAGUGAAAGCUUUUGAGGGAGAGGCGAAGGAGUUGGCCGCGUACAGGCAAAGCGUGGUUGCCGCCAAGCUGCUGAACAUCAAGAGGAACAUGUUCUCCGGCAUCGGUUUCGGUCUGCUGUGGUUCUUCAUCUACGCCUCCUACUCCCUGGCCUUCUGGUACGGAGUGGGUCUGGUGAUCAAGGGAUACAACGAUCCCUACUACGCCAACUACGAUGCCGGCACCAUGAUCACCGUGUUCUUCUCGGUCAUGAUGGGCUCCAUGAAUAUUGGUAUGGCGGCUCCGUACAUUGAGGCCUUUGGAAUCGCCAAGGGUGCCUGUGCCAAGGUCUUCCACAUCAUCGAGCAGAUCCCCAUCAUUAAUCCCAUCGAUGCUGGCGGUAAAAAGUUGAACGAGCCCCUGACUUCCAUUGAGUUCAGGGACGUGGAGUUCCAAUACCCAACGCGUGCGGAGAUCCCCAUUCUAAACAAACUGAACCUGGAGAUCCAUCGAGGCCAGACGGUGGCCCUGGUGGGUCCCUCUGGCUGUGGCAAGUCGACCUGCAUCCAGCUCAUCCAGCGAUUCUACGAUCCCCAGGCUGGUAAUCUUUACUUUAAUGGCACCAACCUUAAGGACAUCGACAUCAACUGGCUGCGCUCUAGGAUCGGAGUGGUGGGUCAGGAGCCAGUCCUCUUUGGCGUUUCUAUCUACGAAAAUAUCCGAUACGGCCGGGAAGAUGCCACUCGGGAGGAGAUCGAGGCGGCAGCUGCAGCAGCCAAUGCGGCCAUUUUCAUCAAGAAACUACCCAAGGGCUAUCACACCCUUGUGGGCGAGCGCGGAGCUCAGCUGUCUGGAGGGCAGAAGCAGAGGAUAGCUAUCGCUCGUGCCCUGAUCCGUGACCCCGAGAUACUGCUACUGGAUGAGGCUACCUCUGCUCUGGACACGGCCAGUGAGGCUAAGGUCCAAGCUGCCCUGGAGAAGGUGAGCGCUGGCAGAACCACCAUCGUGGUGGCCCAUCGUUUGUCCACCGUUCGUCGGGCGGACAGGAUUGUGGUGAUCAACAAGGGAGAAGUGGUGGAGAGCGGAACGCACCAGGAGCUAAUGGAGCUGAAGGAUCACUAUUACAACCUGGUAACCACCCAAUUGGGUGACGAUGAUGGCUCAGUCCUAAGUCCCACCGGUGACAUCUACAAGAACUUUGACAUCAAGGAUGAGGACGAAGAGGAAAUCAAGAUUCUCAGCGAGGAUGAGGACGAAGAGGAGGUGGUGGCAGACAAGAAGGAUAAGAAAAAGAAGAAGAAGGUCAAGGACCCCAACGAGGUGAAGCCCAUGGCCGAGGUUAUGAAGAUGAGCAAACCGGAGUACCUGCAGAUCACCAUUGGCUGCAUCUCGUCCGUGAUCAUGGGAUGUGCCAUGCCCGUCUUUGCAGUGCUCUUCGGCAGCAUCUUGCAGAUCCUCUCGGUGAAGGAUAACGAUGAAUACGUGCGCGAGAACUCUAACCAAUACAGUCUGUACUUCCUGAUCGCCGGAAUCGUGGUGGGCUUUGCCACGUUCUUCCAGAUUUACUUCUUCGGUAUCGCCGGUGAGAGGCUGACGGAACGUCUCCGAGGUCUCAUGUUCGAGACGAUGCUGCGCCAGGAGGUUGCCUGGUUCGACGACAAGGCCAAUGGUACCGGAAGCCUUUGUGCUCGACUCUCCGGAGAUGCUGCUGCAGUUCAGGGGGCCACUGGUCAGCGAAUUGGAACCAUCAUCCAGUCCAUUUCCACCCUCGUCCUGGGCAUCGGCUUGUCCAUGUACUACGAGUGGAGUCUCGGUCUGGUGGCCCUGGCCUUCACGCCCUUCAUCCUGAUCGCCUUCUACAUGCAGCGCACCCUGAUGGCCAAGGAGAACAUGGGUUCAGCCAAGACCAUGGAGAACUGCACCAAGCUGGCCGUCGAAGUGGUUUCCAACAUUCGUACUGUGGUCUCUCUGGGUCGUGAGGAGAUGUUCCACCAGAAUUACAUUAGCAUGCUGAUCCCAGCUGUGGCAAUUUCCAAGAGGAAUACCCACUUCCGAGGUAUGGUCUACGGUCUCGCCCGUUCCCUUAUGUUCUUUGCCUACGCCGCCUGUAUGUACUACGGAACCUGGUGUGUGAUCAACCGAGGAAUCGAGUUUGGAGAUGUCUUCAAGGUUUCCCAAGCGCUCAUCAUGGGUACAGCCUCGAUUGCCAACGCCUUGGCCUUUGCUCCCAACAUGCAGAAGGGCGUGUCGGCGGCCAAGACCAUCUUUACCUUCCUCCGCCGCCAGCCGAUGAUUGUGGACCGACCGGGAGUAUCUCGUGCUCCGUGGCACAGCGAAGGAAAUGUCCGCUACGAAAAGGUGGAGUUCAGCUAUCCCACGCGCCGUGAGAUUCAGGUUCUAAAGGGCCUAAAUCUGAGCGUGCUCAAGGGUCAGAAGGUUGCCCUGGUGGGUCCUUCAGGUUGUGGCAAGUCCACUUGCAUCCAGCUGGUUCAGCGAUUCUACGACGUAGAUGGGGGAGCUACUCUUAUAGACGAGCAGGAUGUGCGCGACGUCUCCAUGACGAAUCUGCGCCACCAAUUGGGUAUCGUGUCCCAGGAGCCCAUCCUCUUCGAUCGCACAAUCAAGGAAAAUAUUUCCUACGGUGACAACUCCAGGAUUGUGACCGACCAGGAGAUCAUCUCCGCCUGCAAGAAGUCCAAUAUCCACGAGUUCAUCGCUAACCUGCCAUUGGGCUAUGAAACGAGAAUGGGUGAGAAGGGUGCUCAGUUGUCGGGAGGUCAAAAGCAACGCAUUGCUAUUGCAAGAGCUCUCAUCCGGAACCCUAAGAUCAUGCUGCUCGACGAGGCCACCUCUGCCCUGGACGCUGAAAGUGAGAAGGUUGUCCAAGAUGCACUCGAUGCCGCCUCUGAGGGUCGUACCACCAUUACUAUAGCCCAUCGAUUGUCCACCGUUGUCCACUCGGACGUCAUCGUGGUCCUGGAGAACGGAGUGGUUUGCGAGGCGGGAGACCACAAGCAACUGCUGGAAAACCGAGGACUCUACUACACGCUCUACAAACUUCAGAGCGGAGCCAUGUAGGCACUCAUCAUAGCUUAGUUCUAGCUUAGUGAAUUGCGAACAACGACACUAUAGUAUUUGUACAAAAGCUCCAUAGUUUAGGUAAUCUAAGAUUAUUUAUCUUUACUAAUUAUUUAAUAUCUCGAGGAAUUUAUAAAUUAAUUUUUACGGAAACCUUUCUUCAAUAUUCUAAAAAAUAAACGAUAUUUUUGUAUGUAAA
Molecule: messenger RNA, 4227 nt
Organism: Drosophila biarmipes
Lineage: Eukaryota; Metazoa; Arthropoda; Insecta; Diptera; Drosophilidae
Gene: Mdr50
Product: ATP-dependent translocase ABCB1
Exons: 8
Coding region: 90-4028 (1312 amino acids)
Biological process (GO): transmembrane transport
Cellular component (GO): membrane
Molecular function (GO): ATP binding; ABC-type transporter activity; ATP hydrolysis activity
Source: RefSeq, a predicted model, not a curated record